AUGGUGACUGGGGGGUCCUGGAGGGCAUUUAGGGGAUUUUGGAGGGAAUUGAGGGGCAUCUGGGAGGUCCUAGAGAAGAACUUGGGGGAUCCAAGAGGGAUCUUGGAAGUCCUGAAAGGAUUUGGGGGGGGGUCUCGGGUCCCUCCAUGUGUCUCUGUCCCCCCUCCCCAGGAAGGGGACCACAUUGGAUUGACGAGGAAAGCCAACAACGCUCUGCAUUUCUACAUCAACGGAGUCGAUCAAGGGGUGGCCACGACGCUGACCCCACUGGUGGUGUACGGGGUGGUGGAUCUGUACGGCAUGGCAGUGAAGGUGACCAUCGUCCACACGCACAACGCCAGCGACCGCCUGCGCCGCACCAACGCCAUCCUGCGGGCCCUGUCCCCUCCUUGUCCCCCCCAGCAGACCCCCGCCACUUCCGGACCCCCCCUGACCCCUCCCGUCCCCCGUCUGCAGUUUCAUCCCAACUGUGGGCAGAAGGCAGCUGUGGUCAAUGAAGGCAGGACGGCGCUGCGGCCGCACGCCACGGAUGACUUCAACCACGGCGUGGUGCUGAGCGCGCGGGCGCUGCGGGACAACGAGCUGUUCCAGGUGCGAAUCGACAAGAUGGUGGACAAGUGGGCGGGCUCCAUCGAGAUCGGGGUCACCACCCACAGCCCUGCACACCUCCAGCUGCCCUCCACCAUGACCAACCUGCGCUCCGGCACGUGGAUGAUGACAGGCAAUGGGGUGAUGCACAACGGGACCACCGUCCUCGAUGAGUACGGCCACAACCUGGACCGGCUGAAGGCAGGUGACACGGUGGGGGUGGUGCGGCGGGACGAUGGCACCCUGCACUUCUUUGUCAACGGCGCUGCACAGGGCCCUGCAGCCUGGAAUGUGCCCCCAAACGUCUACGCUGUCGUCGACCUCUAUGGGCAGGCAGCUCAGGCCACCAUCGUGGAGGACGGUGAGCUGCCACCAGAGCUGUCCCCAGGGGGGUCUCCUCUGUCCCCUCCGGUGCCAUCCCCCGGGGGGGGCUCGGAGCUGCGUUUCCAUCGACGCCACGGGGCCAACGCUCUGCUGACCAACGGUGGCCGCACGGCGCUGCGCCAGAACUGCCGCGCCGAGUUCAACGACGCCAUCGUGGUCUCCAACAGGGCACUGCGGGACGGGGAACUCUUUGAGAUCGUCAUCCAGAAGAUGGUGGAUCGCUGGUCAGGGUCCAUCGAGGCAGGUGUCACCGCCAUCCGCCCCGAGGAGCUGGAGUUCCCCAACACCAUGACUGACAUCGACUACGACACCUGGAUGCUCAGGUGACACUUCUCUUGUCCCCAUUAUGGCCCCAUUCGUCCCCAUUACGGCCCCAUUUGUCCCCAUUAUGGCCCCCAUUUGUCCCCACCUUGGUGUGGCAGCGUCCCCCUGGCAUUGUGAUGUCCCCCUGCUGCCCCCAAUGUCCCCAUGUCCCCUUUAAUUCCUCAGUGUUCCUAUGUCCCGUAUCCCAUUGCCCCCCCGUCCCCAUUAUGGCCCCCAAUGUCCCCAUAUCCCAUUGCCCCCC
Phasianus colchicus (ring-necked pheasant) is the source of this 1537-nucleotide messenger RNA. The record is from RefSeq and is a predicted model, not a curated record. NCBI's taxonomy places the organism in Eukaryota, Metazoa, Chordata, Aves, Galliformes, Phasianidae.